GCAGAGCAGAUAGACGAUUCGACAUUCAGCACUGCGAACGACAACGCCCCCACCAGGGUAGUGGGCAAUUGCAGCAGCUCGCCUGACCUAACAAUAGCUAGCGCGGGUCUGAUAAAUAGCAUAACGUGGCGACCUAUGCCAUCGCUUGCAUCAGACCACUUGCCCAUUAUCGUCUCGAUUGAGAGACCUGCCGACUUUGCUUCCGCGAAUCACCGGUUCUACUUUAACUUUAAAAAAGCUAAUUGGGCCGGCUUCACGGAACUCACCGAGGACACCUUCGCCGCUCUUCCCGUCCCCACUGAACGCGCAUUCCACAAGGUGCUCACAGCUGCUGCGGCUCCCUUCAUUCCAGCUGGAAAUUUUAAGGACAUUCGUCCCCAUUUUCCAGCCGAAGCAGCCAGCUUAGCAAACGAGCGUGACCACCUUCGCCAGGCCGAUCCCGGGGAUCCCCGCAUAAGGGAUCUCAAUUUGGAGAUCCGGCAACUGGUAAAUCAACAUAAGCGG
Molecule: messenger RNA, 504 nt
Organism: Anastrepha ludens (Mexican fruit fly)
Lineage: Eukaryota; Metazoa; Arthropoda; Insecta; Diptera; Tephritidae
Exons: 1
Source: RefSeq, a predicted model, not a curated record